Molecule: messenger RNA, 2139 nt
Organism: Protopterus annectens (West African lungfish)
Lineage: Eukaryota; Metazoa; Chordata; Ceratodontiformes; Protopteridae
Product: flavin-containing monooxygenase 5-like
Exons: 10
Coding region: 17-1621 (534 amino acids)
Molecular function (GO): NADP binding; N,N-dimethylaniline monooxygenase activity; flavin adenine dinucleotide binding
Source: RefSeq, a predicted model, not a curated record
UGAUUGCCAUUGACAAAUGACCAUGGCUAAAAAAGUGGCAGUUAUAGGUGCAGGUGCCAGUGGCCUUUGUGCUAUCAAAUGUUGCCUGGAUGAAGGGCUUGAACCCACCUGCUUUGAGAGAAGCUCAGACUUUGGAGGGCUGUGGCGAUUUAAGGAAACACCAGACCUUAAUACUGCCAGUAUCUACAAGUCUGUCAUCAUUAACACAUCAAAAGAAAUGUUGUGUUUCAGCGAUUUCCCAGUUCCUGAUGAUUAUGCAGUUUACAUGCACCAUUCCAAGGUUAUGAAAUACUUCAGGAUGUAUGCAAAGCACUUCGGCCUUCAGAAGUACAUACAACCAGAGACCAACGUUUCCAGUGUGAAAACCCGUCCUGAUUUCCUUACAACUGGUCAGUGGGAUGUGACUAUCAAAAACAAGAAAGGAGAGCAGAAGACAGAUAUUUUUGAUGCUGUUUUGGUUUGCACAGGCCAUCACUGUGACCCUUAUUUACCACUCCACAUGUUUCCAGGUAUAGAAAAGUUUAAAGGUCGUUACUUUCACAGUAGAGACUAUAAGUCAUCCUCAGAAUAUGAGGGAAAGCGAGUCAUGGUGAUCGGGCUUGGGAAUUCUGGAGGCGACUUGUCUGUUGAAAUCAGUCGCAUAGCUUCACAGGUGUUUCUAAGUACAAGAAGGGGAGCAUGGGUAAUAAGUCGAGUCUGUGACAAUGGCUAUCCCACUGAUAUGUCAAGCAUCUCUCGGUUUUCUAAUGCCAUCAGCCAUAUGCUGCCACAGUCUCUGCUGUGCAGUUUGUUGGAAAGAAAACUGAACAAAAGAUUCAACCACAAGAAUUAUGGCCUGCAACCCAGACACAGAACUCGUUUUAGAGAGCCCUUAUGGCGUGAUGAGCUACCAAAUCGAAUUAUUUCUGGCACUGUUAUCAUUAAGCCCAAUGUGAAAGAGUUCACAGAAACAGCAGCAGUGUUUGAAGAUGGAACUGUGGAAGAGAACAUUGAUGUGGUUAUCUUUGCCACUGGCUACACAUUUUCAUAUCCCUUCCUUCAACCCUCCAUUAUUGACGUCCGAAGUAAUAACACUAAUCUCUACAAGCAUGUCUUCCCACCACAUCUGGAGCAGCCAACGCUGGCUUUCAUUGGUCUCGUUCAGCCUGAUGGAGCGAUCAUGUCAGUUUCGGAAAUGCAGUCCCGAUGGGCAACACGAGUCUUUAAAGGGUUAGUAAAAUUGCCAUCAGUGAGUUCCAUGAUGGCAGAUAUUGUUAAGAAGAAAGAGAAUCUGGCCAAAAGGUAUGUCUGCACCCAGCGUCACACUCUUCAGAUAGACUACAUUAACUAUAUGGAUGAGAUCGCUGAAACUUUCGGUGCAAAACCAAAGAUGCUGGAGCUCUUUUUUCGGAAUCCAAGACUUGCCUGGAAGGUGUUCUUUGAUUCUUGUACCGCAUAUCAGUAUCGCCUAACUGGUCCAGGCAAGUGGAGUGGAGCUGAAAAGGCAAUCAUGACACAGUGGGACCGGGUUUUCAAGGCAACAAUGACCCGUUGUGCAGAAGUGGAAAAACAGCAAAAGACCUUUCCUGUGCUGCUGAUGCUGAUUUUUAUGGCUCUGAUGAUUGCAUUCUUUGUUUUUUAAUGGACUGUUCUUUGUGUUGUGUAACACUAUUUAGCUUCCCAUUCUUUGAUGUGCCUGCUAAUUCUCAUGUUUUUCUUGGUUCCCACUGACUGGGACUCCAUAUGCACAGCUGCUGCAGGUCGUACUUGAUAUAACAAUAGUUCCACAUUCAUGGUACCAUGUUCCCAAAAUCCUCAGCACAGAGGUGUAGCUGGCUCAAACAGCACCCUCUGCUGGUCCCAUGAAGUAGUGCCUCAUCCCCUCAGCUCUUCAAGGGAGGAGAAAAAAAAGGACUUUUGCAAAAUUUGUAGGAAACCUCCAUGCUUCCUGCAGACACUGCCCAAUCCACGCAUACCCCCCCCCCCCCAGCUCUUCAAGUGAAGAGUAAAAUAAAAGAUAUCCGUUACUUAUACUAGCGCCCCAACCAUUCAGGUCCUUCCUGCCCCAGCCAUUCAGGUUCUGUUUCUGUACCCUGCCCAUAAACUCCUUUAUUUAUUCUUCCCCUUAUACUUUAUACUCCUUAUUAUAUUUAUUAUAUU